Messenger RNA from Oldenlandia corymbosa var. corymbosa, 774 nucleotides. NCBI's taxonomy places the organism in Eukaryota, Viridiplantae, Streptophyta, Magnoliopsida, Gentianales, Rubiaceae. The record is from the annotation of a GenBank genome assembly.
AUGAUCAAUUCACUUCCUGAUGAUUUAGCCCUGAAGGUUGCUUUACACCUCGAGGCGUCAGAUGUUUGUUCACUGGGCAGUUGUUCAAGGUUUUGGCGAGAGUUAUGUGGGUCUGAUUUUAUAUGGGAGGAUUUAUGCAGAGAGAGGUGGGUGGCAAUCAAUUGGGAUUCGGCUUCUUCAGCUCAUGGGAGCCAUUCUCGUCUUCCGUCUAACUGGAAAAGCAAUUCUGGCAAAAGGUUUUUGGGGUGGAAGGCAAUGUAUGUAAAAAGGCACAAAGAGAUGGCAGGAAAAGCAGCACUUAUAUUUGAUUUUGUGGACCAAUGUUUGACCUUUGAUUCCAUAGAGAUUGGAUAUCAUUUAAAAGCAGUCCAAGACAUGUCCUCAAUGUUUUUUGAAUUUGAAGACGUCCAAAUAAACUUUCUCAGAACAGAUGCCAACGUGCUUCUCAAUUUGAUUGGCUUGCACUACUGCAUCACCAUUCUUGAGAUGCCUGCUGAAUCUCUUACAGAAGCAUUAAGAAAGUGCAAGGUUUCGGAGAGGCAAGUAUGCGUCAAAUGGUGGAAACUUGGCCGUUUGUUCUAUGGCUUUCGACUUCGUGAUGAAUUGCUUUCUCGCACUGUUUCUUUAGAAGACCUGGCUUCAUCUAAAGAAAAUGAAGUUCUUGGUGUGCUUCAGCGUGGGGCAAUUCAUGAGGUAUUACGAGUUAAGAUUUCUGCUGCCAAGCCUGAAUGCGUGCCCUGGUCCUGCCAAAUUGCAGAAAGCGGAAAUCUUUGA